UGGAGAUUCAGGCGCACCGCCGCCCGGGACCUGUGGCGAGCCCGCAGCGUCUUUGCUGAGCACGUUCCUUGAGCUUUUGGUCCGCUGACCAGCCGUCGGACGCGCGCGUAUCGCGCGCCCGCUUGGUGCCUCCGGGGUGCUCCGUGCGCCGCAGGUGCCCUCCGGGCCGCCCGGAGAGCAGAUCCAUUCUUAUGCCUCCGAUGUAGAAAACCAUUUUUGAAGUGUACACCUGGGCUAAGUGAACCUUUUCCUUUAAGCCAGCAUGGACGAAGCUUUGCCAGGCCGCACACCUGAAAAUGGAGACAGCCUUGUCAAAGUGAAGGAGGAGGACCCCACCUGGGAGCAGACGUGGGGCUCAUGGGAGAGCAGCCGCCAGACUCAGGAGCUUUGCCGCCUGCGAUUCCGGCAGUUCUGCUACCGGGAGGUAACUGGGCCCCGCGAGGCUCUGGCCCAACUCCAAGAACUCUGCCGUCAGUGGCUGCGGCCCGAGACGCACAGCAAGGAGCAGAUCGUGGAGCUGCUGGUGCUGGAGCAGUUCCUGACCAUCCUGCCGGAGGAGCUGCAGGCCCGGGUGCGGGAGCAGCACCCCGAGACUGGGGAGGAGGCGGUGGCUGUGCUGGAGGAUCUGGAGAAAGUCACAGGAGACGGAGGACAGCAGGCUUCUGUCUAUACUCAGGGACAGGACAUGUACCCACUGGUGACAGAAUAUCAAGGAGCCUCUUUGGAGUGUCAGAGCCUCCAGCUCCUGCCCAGGGUAACCACCUUGAAGUGUGAACCUCCAGAGCUCUGCCAAGGGAACCCCCAAGAAGUGAGUGGGCCUGCUCCCCCGGGGACGAGCCAGAGGCAAGGACGCAGCCGGGUCCCAGGUGAGGAGGGUGCCCAGCUCAUGGGAAUGUGGUGGGUGGCAGCCCUCUUCCCGGCCACCUCCUCCUCGCCCUGCACCUGGGGGAGCUUUUCCAGCAGCUCCGCCCCUCUGCCUUCACCUUGUAACAGGUGUCAGGCCACGGAUGCCUCCUGCAGGGGGCCCGUGUGGAUGACGUACCGUUGCCUAUUCUGUGCCGUGUGUUCAGGAGGCACAGCCACAUCUCAAGUAUGGUGUGACGAAGGUAAGAUGAGGUCAUCCGGGGGGGAGGGGGGUCUGGGGGGUGGUGUCCUCAGGAGAAGGCCUUGUGAAGGCAGAGACUGGAGUGACGCGUCUACAAGCCGGAGGACAUGGACUCCUGCCAACCACCAGCAGCCGGGGGCGGGGGCGGCACUACUGCUCUACAGGGGGUGGGGGGUGGCCACGCCCUUCACAACGGGACCCGCCCCCCCAUCCUUACCACAGGGAAGCCGUCUUUUGCUUUUGCAGACAUCAGUGAAGACUGAGGAAGAAGCCGCCCAGGCCCUUGUGGCAGAGCAGCGGCCCCCUCCUUGGAGUCUGGCUUCCAGGGACCCUUGUGGGGACUCCGCUCAGGGGAAGGUUACAAAAGUCCAUCUGAUGGCUGAAGAAGUUGUAACUAAAGAUGGAUUAUUUAAUGCAAAGAAAGAAACUUCUCAAGAAGUGGAGCACGGUGCUGAGGCCCCAGGAAUACCCGACAGAAAUUGUGUGCCCCAGCCACCUUGUACUUCUGUCCAUACGGAAAGAACAGUUGCACAUUUGAACACUCUGAAGGACCGUCACCCGGGUGACUUGUGGGCCCGAAUGCACAUCUCAUCCUUGGAAUAUGCUGCUGGAGACAUGACCCGAAAAGGGAGAAAAAAGGACAAAGCUCGAGUGAGUGAACUGCUACAAGGCCUUGCAUUUUCUGGUGACUCAGAUGUGGAAGAAGAUAACAAGCUUGAGACCCACCAUGCUCAAAAAAAGCUAAAGAUGUCAAAUGUGCCAGAGAAGAAUUGGGCCAAAAGAGACAUUAAACCCAGCUUCCCAAGCUGGUCGGCACUGGAUUCUGGACUUUUGAAUCUCAAGAGUGAGAAGUUGAACCCAGUAGAGCUCUUUGAGUUAUUUUUUGAUGAUGAAAUAUUCAACAUGAUUGUCAACGAAACCAAUAAUUACGCAUCUCAGAAAAAUGUCAACUUGGAAGUCACAGUUCAGGAAAUAAGGUGUGUGUUUGGUAUCUUGCUUUUGAGUGGAUUUGUGAGGCGUCCCAGAAGGGGAAUGUAUUGGGAAAUCUCUGAUGCUGAUCAGAACCUGGUUAGAGAUGCAAUUAGAAGGGACAGAUUUGAAUUGAUUUUCUCAUACCUACAUUUUGCAGAUAAUAGCCACCUAGAUCAAAAAGAUAAGUUUACAAAAUUGAGGCCUCUCAUAAAGCAAAUGAAUAGAAAUUUCCUCCUGUAUGCUCCCUUGGAAGAAUACUAUUAUUUUGAUAAGACAAUGUGUGAAUGUUUUGACAGUGACCAGUUCCUGAAUGGGAAACCUAUUAGAAUUGGCUAUAAAAUUUGGUGUGGCACAACCACACAGGGUUAUCUGGUGUGGUUUGAGCCCUAUCAAGAAGAAUCAACAGUGAUGGUGGAUAAGGAUCUUGAUCUUGGUUUAGGUGGAAAUCUAGUGAUGCAUUUUGCUGAUGUUCUUUUAGAGAGAGGCCAAUAUCCCUAUCACCUGUGUUUUGAUAGCUUCUUUACAAGUGUAAAAUUGGUGUCAGCCUUGAAGAAAAAAGGAGUGAGGGCAACAGGAACAAUUCGUGAGAACAGGACUGAAAAAUGUCCCCUCAUGAGUGCAGAACAUAUGAGAAAAAUGAAGAAGGGCUAUUUUGAUUUCCGAGUCGAAGAAAAUGAGGAGAUAAUUUUGUGUCGUUGGCAUGGUGAUGACAUUAUCAGUCUAUGCUCCAAUGCUGUAGGCAUAGAACCAGCCAGUGAGCUAAGUUGUUCUGCUGAUGAGGACGACAUCCAUCAGAUAGCUCAACCAUCUAUAGUGAAAUUGUAUGAUGAAUGCAGGGAAGGUGUAGCUAAAAUGGAUCAAAUCAUUUCCAAAUACAGGGUGAGAAUAAGAAGCAAGAAAUGGUACUCCAUUUUGGUAAGCUACAUAAUUGAUGUAGCCAUGAACAAUGCAUGGCAGCUACACAGAGCCUGUAAUGCAAGUACCUCUCUAGACCUCUUGGAUUUUCGGAGAUAUGUCGCACAUUUCUAUUUGGAGCACAAUGCUAAUCUGUCAGAUUAAGGCAGAUAAAAUGAACACAAUGCCAGUAUUAACAAGACAAAAAAAUUACAGGUACAAAGCAGAGUGUACCCUUCCAAAGUAAACCUGAUGUAUAUAAUGGAAUUAUUAAGUAAUAUUUUUUAGAAGUCAAACAUCUAUGUAGAAUUUCAAAGACAUUAUUAUAACAAGUAAUUUUAAAAAUUAUCUGUAAAAAUGUUGAACUUGAGUGCCACCUUUCUCUAUGACUAAUUUUUGGUGUGAGACACGUGAGAAGUCAUUUGUUAAAGUGAUUAAUUUGUGCCCUGGAAGAAUGAAAUUGUGCCUUUUUAAUUUUUUGUGGAGAUUUUUAAAAAUGCAAGCACUGUCAUAGUAACCAUAGGACGAUGCUGAAUCUACAGCUGAAAACUGAGGCAGAGCCCAUGACAUAAGGAUGAUCCAAGAAAGACCUUAGGUGAUGAGGCUGAAGACCUCAGUGUUGGUAUAAAACUGGAUCAGAUGGUGGGCAGGAGAGAAGGGCCAGGCAGGGGCGCUGGAAAGGAGUACUGUAAAGGAGAAAUUGGAAGCGAAGAAGUACCUCUGAAUACUGAAAUAAAAGGUGUAUCCUGUUGGGACUGUGGGAGUUGGCAGAGGCAGCUAAGAGUAAAGAAAACUGAGGAAAUAGGAAGCAAAUCGGGUAACAGUCGCAUCUUCAGGAGAAGAAAGGAAAAGUCAACAAUAGGAUGAAGUUGACAUAAAGCCCAUGGUGAAAAACCUGUAUGCCAACAAACCGAAUAGCCUAGAAGAAAUGGAUAAAUUCCUAGAAACACAUAAACUACCAAAACUGAAUCUGGAAGAAAUAGAAAACUUGAACAGACCCAUAGCCAGCAAAGAAAUUGAAUCAGUAAUCAAAAUUCUCCAACAAACAAAAGUCCAGGACCAGGUGGCCUCACAGAGGAAUUCUACCAAACAUUUAAAGAAGAGUUAGUACCGAUUCUACCCCAAAAUAUUCCAAAAAAUAGACUACAAAGGAAAACUUCCAACAAAUCAUUCUAUGAUACUAAAGCUAGAUAAAGACACCAUAAAAAAAGAAAAGGGAACUAGAGGCUACAGCACAGAAACAGGGAUGACUGGGCCUUGUAGCCCCUUAUUCACACUAGAGGUGUUAGAAACAGGAGGGCAGCAAUUGCAGGAUGGAGCAACGUGCAUGAGAGCUGGCUCUUCUGAGAAUACAGGCAGACUGCUUGAGUGCUCUCCCAGGCUGUUGACUUCAGAGCAGUCUGUAUGGGACUCGCACCCCCCCAAAACAAGCUACCUCUUUUCAUUGCCAGAUCUCACAUAAUUUUGGGGCAAAUCUCACGAGAUUUCAGCCCAAGUCCCAUGAGCUCUUGGGCCGUAUCUUGUGGGAACCUGGUAGGAGAGGGAAGUCCCUAGCUAGCCUCCUUUGUGUACGAUAAGUAGGUCGUGAUGAAUACAGAUGCAAAAAUCCUCAACAAAAUAAUAGCAAACUGAAUGCAACAGUAUAUUAAAAAAAUCAUACACUACCAUCAAGUGGGAUUAAUUUCCCAGAUGCAAGGGUGGUUUGAUAUUCGCAAAACAAUCAACGUGACAGA
Molecule: messenger RNA, 4704 nt
Organism: Callorhinus ursinus (northern fur seal)
Lineage: Eukaryota; Metazoa; Chordata; Mammalia; Carnivora; Otariidae
Source: RefSeq, a predicted model, not a curated record